Messenger RNA from Owenia fusiformis, 1139 nucleotides. Lineage: Eukaryota; Metazoa; Annelida; Polychaeta; Sabellida; Oweniidae. The record is from the annotation of a GenBank genome assembly.
UAUUCAAGUCGAAUUAAAAAUUUUAGAACCAGGUCAGAACCCAGAUUUACAAGGCUAUUUAUAGAUUCAUUAAUAGUUAGACAAGGUCAUUAUGCAGAACUUCAAGAGAAAAAUGAAUAGGCUAGAGAUUUUGAUCCAAAAUAGAAAUGAGGUACAGAAUAAAUUUAGAAUAAAAACAUUUGAUGGAAAUGCUUUAAAUCAAAGCCCUGUAAAAUUGUUUAACAAUGUUAAUUGCGACUUACAGUGGCGGAACAAUGAACAAAUUAGAACAAUUCAAAUAUAUUUAAGUAGGAAAAUGUGUAAUAUACAAGCUCGAUCACCUUCUAGGAUUCAGAAAUCAAUUAAGACAGUUAAGAUCGUGAAAGAUAUCAAACGUUUAGCAUCGCAUUUGCAGCUGGGUUGGAACAAACGCAAAAUUUUAAACAAAAACGUUCUCCCAGAAUUAAAAAAAAAUUGUUAUUUCCAAGCAAUCAAGUGAUCUCGUUUUUGCCGAGUCAGCAUUUUGGUUAGCUGAGUGUAUAAAUCAAAUACAUUUAGAGUUGGAAAAUAACAAAAGUGAGUUAGUUACUCAAAAUUUCGAUAAAACGCGUCAAGUUGACUCUUUAAACGCCAAAAGCCGAGUCUAGAGAUGCGAAGACUUAAGUUUCGUUCGAGAAAGAAUGUUGACGACAAUCCUCGCGAGAAAUUUAUAGUAGACUUUGAGAUUCAGGAAAGAUUUAUAUUUAGAAAAUGCUUUGAAAAGCAAAAUUAUUUGGUAAUGUGGCAAAGUGUCUUGUUGACACAGGCGCUCAAAAAGUCUUUAAUUGACACAGAGUUUUUAAAAGCCGUAUGCCUAUUGAAUUAUGAUAUUUAGGUCUAUCCUGAAUUUUAAAUUAGAACAUUAAGAACCGGAAAUGAAAGGUUAAAUUUAAAAGAAAAACGUUCACACAAAUAACAAUCAGACAGGUAAGUAUUCCGAUGAUGUUAUUUGUCAUAUAAGGAUUAAAUAGGACAAAAUGCAAAUUGUCGAUUUUUUGAAUAAAUAUUACAUGAAAUCAUGAAUAACUUUAACAUAAAAAUUUUAAUUGAAGCCAUUUUAUAAUUGUAUUCUCAUAUUGAAUCAAGAAACCUACAUAAAUCAAGACUAACUGUUUAUGCUA